CAGAAAGUUCGAGAACGCCCAUCCCUAAUAAACAAUUUGCGCGACAUUAAAAAUUCUAGAACACGCUUAAACUACUGUUUAACAGUUAAAUGCAUCUUUUUUCAUUGAAAAAAUAACUAUCAAAGCACUGAAAAAGUGUAGUUUUUCUGAUAAAGCCAAAACUUUGGUUGAAGUCCAGCCGGCUCUCUCAAACACUUGGAAGCGAUCCACGUGCGCUAGCAAUUGUUUAUCCCAAUUCCAUAUCUUAAGCAAUUUCAUCACAAAAUCUAGUGAUAAUGGUGGCUGAGGAAUUCAGUGAAUACUAUAUUUGCAAUUUCAACGAUGCGGUGGCAGUAGAAGAUCUGCCAGCCGAUGAGCAACUGCGUCAGCUGUGGACCAGCCAGAAACUGUGGACGGUUGAGGAUCUUCGGGAGAUCCUUCAACGCUGGCGCGAAAAGGGCAAAGCCGAUGAUCCCGCUGCACAACUGAAGGAUUUCCUGCUCCUGGUCUUUACUUUUGUUCAAAACAAUUUUACUGGACCCUUUGACAAGCUUGAAGAUUUCCAGCAAAUUCAUAGUCAACUAAACCUGGAGGAACUGGAUGCCCAGGAGAAGCUUAAGGCCAGCGGCGAGGAGCUGAAUCCGAAUGUGAAGACUGCAGAACUUUUACUGGCGGCCAGGGAUAUACUUCAGGGAUUGCUAGAAAACCACCCAGAAUCCAAGGUGCUGACUUGGUGGCACCUACGACUGAUCUGCCUGCACCAGCACGUCCUGGAUGAUCUGGCGGCCUCACUUUAUGAACAGUUCAAGGCAGCAGCUGGUCAUCUUCAGGCUCAGAUUAACCAGUUUGAGAGCAGAGAACUGCAGUCCCUGCUCCUACUCGAGUUGGCUAAUGGCUAUCUGCAGUUUCACCGGUCGGAGAUAGCCUCCCAAUUGCUGGAUGACCUAUGUAACCAUCUUCAGGUGGAGCUCAAGGUCGAGGGCUUGCUGGGAGUACGCACCAAGUUCCAGCAAAAGGCUCUCCCACAGCUUUGCCUCAAGGUGGAGCACCUAACGGAAAAGCAAACCCUGCCUGCAGCUAUCCUUACAAAUGAGAAGACCAAGCUGCCCAAGCUGCUUCUUCUGGAGGACGACACGCGACUGGAGCGAAUACGCUUUGUGGAGCUCAAGGACAACGAAGUGAUGACUUUGCCCAGUGUGCUGCAAGCUCUGGUCUUGGCCAAGGUAAAACAACUAAAACGCUCGCAGCCCAAAGAUCGCCUGGCGGAUGAGCAACUGGAGCCGUAUACACAAACUUUGAUCUACCAGGAGCACGGCCCUUUCCAAGUGCGCCAGGCUGCCCUGCUUCUGAACUGCCUGCAGGAAUCUGGCCAGCGGAGAACCGUCGAACGCAGCUGGAAACAGUGCGAGGAGUGCGUCAAGCUGCUGGACAGCUCCGAGGAGGAGCUCUCCCUUCGCUCUCGGCUGUCCUAUGGCUUCGCAGCCCACCUUCUGCCCAAAUGGCAGGUGCAGUUGCAACUUGUGGACCUACUGCGGUCCCUGGGCAUGACCAAGACCGCUCUGGACAUCUGCCUUCGCAUACACGCCUGGCAGCAGGUCAUCGAGUGCUACACGAGUCUGGAACUGCGCCACAAGGCGGCGGAGAUUAUCCGCCAGGAGCUGGAGAAGAAACCUACUGCUCUGCUUUAUUGCCUUCUUGGCGAUGCUAUCGACGAGCCCAAGUUCUACGAGGAGGCAUGGCUGUAUUCCAAGAAAACCAGUGGCAAAGCGCAAGCCUAUUGGGGGAACUACUUUUACAGGAGUGCAGAUUAUACCCAGGCCAUGGAGCACUUCGAGAUCUCGCUUGAGAUAAAUAACCUGCAGGAGGCUAUCCUUUUGCGCUGCGGCUACUGCGCCAUCCAACUGGAGCGCUGGGAGGCGGCUGUUAAAUAUUACCUGGCUUACACUCACCUGGAGCCCAAUGGCUUCGAGUCCUGGAACAACUUGGCCAAGGCUCUGAUUAAAUUGGGUGACAAACAGCGGGCCCAUCGUGUUUUGGGUGAAGCCCUGAAGUGCAACUACAGCAACUGGAAGGUUUGGGAAAACUAUAUGCUCGUGUCCGUGGACACUUCCCACUGGGAGGAUGCAAUGCGUGCGUACCAGCGAAUGUCGGAGCUGAAACAGCACUACCUCGAUCAGGAGGUGCUCACCCGCAUAGUCUACGGCAUUUCCAAGGAGGAUCCCGCCGGCGCAGGCACUCUUAUCAAGAGACUCAUAAAGCUGCUGGGACAACAGAGUAUCCAGCACGGAAAUGAGCCUCUAGUUUGGGAACUGGCCGCCUUGGUGGCUCCAACACCGCUGAAAAAGGCAGAGAAACUGGUAAAAUCCUAUCGUGCGUAUACCCCUAAACAUUUGGGCUGGGAAACAAAGUCGGAGCAUGCCCUCAAAGCUCUGGACCUUUGCUUGGAGGUCUGUGAACUCUCAGCGGCGGCCAUCACAGAGCACAUUCAGGAUGAGAGUGAGGUGAUGAUAACCUCUCAGCUUAAUUCCGCGAGAUUGGCGGGCACGUCUUGUUUGAACGCCCUGAAAAGAGCCAUCAAUGUGGAUGUGCCGGCAGAACAGACGGAGAAGGUGGAGCAGCUGGAAAAGAAGAUCGAAGAUCUGACAAAAAUAGUACAGGAGCGAAUGAAUGUGCCUAGAUCUUAGAUGUCAGCUUUUCUUGACUUUUUUUUAUAAUUUAGAUCUGUAAUAAUUUGUUACCAACAAAUAAAGACCUAAUUUAUAUUACAGAGAA
This is a messenger RNA of Drosophila biarmipes, 2751 nucleotides long. RefSeq names its product tetratricopeptide repeat protein 27. Bases 276 to 2663 code for a protein of 795 amino acids. Gene Ontology annotation, molecular function: protein binding. The record is from RefSeq and is a predicted model, not a curated record. NCBI's taxonomy places the organism in Eukaryota, Metazoa, Arthropoda, Insecta, Diptera, Drosophilidae. The transcript is spliced from 4 exons.